Molecule: messenger RNA, 5272 nt
Organism: Solea solea (common sole)
Lineage: Eukaryota; Metazoa; Chordata; Actinopteri; Pleuronectiformes; Soleidae
Gene: trim25
Product: tripartite motif containing 25
Exons: 10
Coding region: 172-2127 (651 amino acids)
Molecular function (GO): protein binding
Source: RefSeq, a predicted model, not a curated record
GCGUCGGACCUCCUUUACUGGAACACCUGACGCAGACGUCACUCAAACACAAACGCAGUUCAGGAGGAAGUGAAGUGUUCGUCGGUUCUGUUCCAACCUGAGCUACUUUAUCCCUGCUUUGCUGUUCUCCUGGUAACACAAGGAUAGCUUUCGUUUCUCCGAGUUGUCAAAAUGGCGGCGGACGCGCCUCAGCUGAGUCUCAUGAGUCUCGAGGACGAGCUCACCUGCAGCAUCUGUCUGUCCCCCUUCAGCUGUCCCGUCACCAUCCCCUGUGGACACAACUUCUGCCGCGACUGUCUCCUCGCCUCCUGGGAGGACGUGUACUGCUGUCCUCAGUGUCGCUGUCACUUCCCCACCAAGCCUGAGCUGAAGAAGAACACCGUCCUCAGCACCGUGGUGGAGACCUUCACGCUCAGGUCCAGCAAGAGUGAGGCGGAGGAGGAGAAGGAGGCUGAGGAGGAGGAGGAGGAGGAGGUGGAGACCGUCGUCCGCUGUGACACCUGCAUGAUGACGGAGGCGAGUCACACCUGUCUCACGUGCAUGGCCUCUUUCUGUGAGGAGCACCUGCGUCCUCACCGGGAGAACCCGGUGUUCCGUCUCCACCAGCUGAGCCAGCCCCUCAGUGACCUGUCUCACCGCAUCUGCUCAGAGCAUCACAAGCUGAUGGAGCUCUUCUGCAUCGGCCAUGUGCGGCCCAUCUGCAGCCUCUGCCUGCAGCAGGUGCACAAGGGCUGCUCCUUCACGACUCCUGAGGAGCAGAGGAUGCUCAAAGAGUCUGACCUGAAGAAUAAGCUGGAUUUGCUGGAUGGGAGGAUUGUUAAAAAUCAAUCUAUUGUAUGUCAAAUGAGCAGCAUGCAGGAUAAACUGAAGGACGACGCGGCCACAAAGAAGGAAGCGGUGGUGGCCGAGUAUCAGCUGUUGCGCGACAUGUUGAUCCAAGACGAGAACGCCGCGCUGAGCGCCGUGGAUCGAGAGAUGGACAGCGGUCAGAUCAAACUCGGGGUUCUCACCAAGAAGUUCACGGAGAACAUUAAUCACAUGAGCGCCGCUCAAGACCAGAUCAACGGUCUGCUCGCUCAGUCCUACACGCUCAAGUUCCUGCAGACUUCGUAUACCCUGCCGUCCGCCGUCAACUUUGACCCUUACACCCCUCGAGUCAACCUGGACUCCAAGAAGGUGCUGGCAAUCCAGGACUUUUGUGCUGCUUUUAAGGAGCAUCUGACUGAGGUGUUGCAACAGCCUGUGGAGGCCAGAGUGCAGCUGCUUAAGUCAGGUAAAAAAACAGCCUCGGGAUUUCCUCCUGUCAGUUUUGGAGCCUUCCAGACAUCAGAGCCAGGUCCAGAGACCAAGGCCGGCACGAAGAAGAAGAACCAGAGUAAGAGAAAGUCUGAUUCUGCUUUAAAAGAAGCAAAACCUAACGAAGCUGCUGAACAAUUGAAAAAACUAGCCGCUUCAAUGGAAAACCUGUGGGAGGAUCCUGUAAAAACCAAAGCCAAGGGGCGUCCUGCUGCACCGCAACCCAGCCAGAAACCAGAAACUUCAAAAAUUACUCCAAACAUCACGUGUCACGAGAAAAGAAGUGUACUUCUGAAUUUUGGCAGAGCUUUAAAUUUUGACCGAAAGACGGCCCACAAGCGCAUCUCGCUGACGGAGGAGUUUACGAAGGCGUCCGUGUUGGAGGAGCUCGAGAACUACCCCAACUGCCCUCAGCGCUUCAACGUGUGCUCGCAGGUGCUCACCUCGCAGGGCUUCUCCCGAGGGUGCCACUACUGGGAAGUGCGCCUGAGCUGCAACAACUUCAUCGGCCUCGGUUUGGCGCACAAAGCCAUCGACCGCGUCGGUCCCAACAGUCGCUUGGGCCGCAACGCGCAGUCCUGGUGCGUGGAGUGGUUUAACGUGAAGCUGUCGGCGUGGCACAACAGCGUGGAGACCGUUCUGGUCAAUCCCAGUCCGAAGCGCGUCGGCGUGCUGCUGGACUGCGACGCGGGCAGAGCUACGUUCUAUAACGUGGCAGAUCGAGCGUAUCCCUUCCACACCUUUGUGCUGCCCGUGUCUGAAGCAGUGUUUCCAGCUUUCUGGAUGUUCUCCAGCGGUUCGUCCAUCUCUCUGUGUAAGCUUCUGGCGUGAUUACUACAGGGGAACAUACAAAACAAUAGCUUGUAUAUAAAUGCUAUUACAGCCCACCAAAUUACCAAAACCCCCAGCCCUGUUGAACCACCAGUGUGUUAGAAUUGUCGAGUGGUGAGGUUGUAGUGGUGAGAUUGUAGAUUGCAGUCCUUGAAAAUGAUCUUGUUUUGUCCUCAUUCCCCAAACUGAAAUUUGUCGUAGAAAGUAGGAAAUAUUUGCACUUAAGAAGCUGUAACAUGGAGAACUUGGUGACUAAUUGAGUUAUAAUGAAUGAUUCAUGUUAUAGUAAUAUAAUCAUUUUGCAGCACUACAAAUCAGUUAAAUAAAACAGUUAAAAUGUCAUUUUAACUGUUUUAUGAUCACCUGAAAAGUAGGAACGGUGUUUAUUCAUGUCAUUCCCGCGUGGUCUGUGAUUUUGAUUGGUCGCGCUCGGGUAUUCAGUUGGUCGUGAUAUAAUCAACUUCACGGCCGGACCUUUAAAAGGGAACAAAUGCCGUUGAUCAUUUUGAGAAUGUUGUUGCACUGCGUGAGGGGUCAGGUCGGGAGUGAACAGCGAUCCAUGGCGAACGUCAGUAGCCGCUGUGGUUAUAGACGCCGGCCGUGGUUCACAGCUGCUGGGGUCUGUGGUCAUGUGACCUCAGAAAUGUAGCCGUCUGUUACUUCUGAGGUUUGGAGAAACUGUCAGUGUGACGCACGUCUGCUGCAUCCCAGCGUUCUGUGGUUCACUCGCUGCAUCCACCAGUUAUAGUGCUGGUUGACCAAAGACUGUUUGAUUUUAUUUAAGUGUUCUCUGGAGUCGGAUGAGGGAAAAGUUAAUGCUGGGUUUUUAAGACCCAGGUCUGUGAGGACAAGUGUUGGAUAUAUUGAGUCUGUCAGGUUUUGGGAUCUGUCGCUCCAUCUCUGUGGAUUUGAAGCGUGCGAGGAUCCUCUUGGCGGCUUGAAACCGGCACUGGCGGCGUUCGUUUUUGCCGGUGUAAGCAAACAUGAGUCAUGUGACGGUCUGCAGCUCCACAUCUCGUCACUAGAAAUGUAAACUGUGCAUGUGAAGGCCUACGCGGCCAGCGUAUGUACCAUCUGCUGCUGGAUUUGAUGGUAAAACAGUAGCAUGUAGGUUUUCCCCAGUAAUGCGAGCGUCUUUUUCUGUGGGACGAUCAUGUGAUUGGACAGAAACAGCUGAGGAUGUAAAAAAACCUGCACGAUGUGCUGAAGUGUCUCGUUUCCUUAUCUUGUUCUACUCUAUAGGCUCAUGCCCUCGUGUGCUCCACUCAUGAGAACAGACAUUGUGCACUCUGACUCUGGUCCGGCUCUGGUCCGACUCUGGUCUGACUCUGGUCCGGCUCUGGUCCGACUCUGGUCCGACUCUGGUCCGGCUCUGGUCCGACUGUGGUCUGAGGUUUUCUUUUUGUGUUUUGGUUGAAAGACUCUUCUUCUAAAUGAUAUAGGAUUGAUAAGCUGAUAUGACGCUGUACUGGUAUCGGUCCGAUAAGAUGAAUGUCUAAAAUCUGACCUGUGACCUGUAGAGGUCAAAUAUGUGCUGCACAGGUGGAGCAUUGUGUUUUUCACAUGGUGCUAAAAUGACAGUUAAAAUAAUGCAGUUGGCAAAUGUGUGUCAGGUUGAUUGAUCCGUGUUCGAUGCCAGUUUGGAGAAUGCCUUUCAUAGGUAUUUGUGUUAGAUUCUCAAACUUGUAUUUCGUGCCAGUGCUAAUGCAAAGACUACAUCGGACUGUUGUCGGUAUCAGUAAAUAUUUGUGUCGUAAUCGGACAUUGAAAAAGUGGUACAUAGCCGUCCCUGAUUGAUGAUUUGUAGCAAUGAUUCUUUUGGACGUCCCCCAUAGAGAAAUAAAGCCUUCAGAAUUAUCUGUUGGCUUCUUGUUCUGGGGGCAGGAAGGCAGUGAGAUGUACAGUGUCAGCGGGGGGGAAUUAUUUCACCCCGGCCUCACGUGAGUGACAUUUAAAAGGCGUCGCUGGAGUCCUUUCACCUGCUGCGGUGGUUUAGUCGGUGUUUGUACUCCGAUGUGAAACAGCGAACCGCGCCUUUGUCGGAGCGCAGAAGUCGGUCGACUCCUCACUGAUGUGAUAUGGUAGCAAAUGCUGUGACGGUGGUCUUCACACACGGGACAUCGCCUCAGGUGCAGUGUUUAAUGAAGCCACCGGGUGGCAGCAGCAGGGGGUUAGACGUCAAACACGUCCAUUAACCCUCGCUGUUGAGCAGCUGUUGUUGUUGUUGUUCGGGCAGGAAUCUCAUGAUAUGAAACAUUUUACGAUACAGGGGUGGAAACUGAGAUAUUACGAGUUUUGUAGUCGGUAAUCGGCGUAUUUGGGUAGUCGGAGAUACGUUUGAGUUUCCAGCUUCUCUACUGUAACUCAGUGACUCUGGGCCUCUGUGUCGUGAGGUUGUGAGAAAUGUUUUCAAAUCUGACCACAAAAAAAAAAUUGCAUUUGGAGACAGAAAUCCAUCCUCGGGACACUUUUAAAGGUCAGUUAUGUAGGAUUUAGCAACAUCUACUGGUGAAGUUGCACGUGGCAGCUGAAUAUCGCUCGCGUCGCCUACAAACAUCUAAGAGAAAGAUAAUAUCUCAGCUGUUUCUCCUUAUUUCUAACGAGAAUGUUUUUUGUUAUAUCUAGAGAUCGGCUCUUAUCUCAGUCGGAUUUAAUUGGUCCAUUGUUGCAGGAUGUUUACAUCCGAGGUGAAGCUGUAGAGCAGGGGCCCCUGGAGGGCCAGUCAGCGUCUUUGAUCAGGAGCCAACGUCCAAAAUCAGCUUUAAAUCAGAAAGAAAAUGUUGAUAUUGAACAAUACAUUUUUUAGUAAAUAAGUCAUUAUCAUUUGAUGUUAAGUGGUGGGCCACAUUAAAUUGAUUGGGGGGCCUUUAGUGGCCCACAGACCACGAGUUUGAGACCUCUGAGGUUCCUCCCGAGUUAUUGACAAACAGAUUUUUUUCCUGAUCGAUCAGCGAACAUGUUUGGAGUAUAAUUCCUUGCACUUUCAGACUACGUCUGCCUGCUUAAGCACGGGUUGAUAAAUCAUAAAUAAUGCAUGUGAUUUGAGUUUAUUAUGAACGACAGAAACGGGAAUAAUGAUGGUUUUGCUUCUAAGACUUAAUGUGUUAACACAUUCUUUUGUUAAUAAAUGUUUGUUUCUGGCUUA